AUGAACAACUUGAACAUGAAUGGAUGGGACGUUGUCUCUCUUGUCACAGUCCUUUUUGUCAACGAUGCUAUCCUCACCUUUGAGCAUGCAAGUGUCGAUCGACGAAUUGUCGGCCCAGGCCGCUUUUGGAACAUGGCAGAUCACGACAGGAGGGUCUUCCGACCUCAUUGUGUUCAGUAUUCCGCUCGAAAGUGUCUCGAGAUCUAUCAGCAGCGGUGGCAAACUCUUAAGCAAUUUCAGCUACACCUCGCUCGUUGCACAGGUGCAACUCACCUUGAAAUUCAUCGAUACUGGCUCAUAUGGUCAAGCUUGGUGGUUGACAGCAGCCGGCCUCCCACUGCGAUCCAGUCACUGCUAGAUAACACUGGUAAACCCUUGGCGAAUCAGUUCGACAGCGAUGCCAUCAAUCAGGCUUUGACCACCUGGUUGUCCAACAACUUGUCACAAUUCAACCGCGUCUUUGCCAGUGUCCAGCUGGAUCCUAGUGUUGGUUCCGAUACACAAUGGGCGUUUUGCCAGCCUUCCGUUGUGGCAUAUACCUAUCUUCAGCUUGUGGAUGGCGGUCUUGCCAAUAGCUAUCUUGGCCUGACCUACAACACUGGAGGCAACACUACUCCGGGCUCGGUUCCGCAAAUCAGCCCAUCCUUUAUCCCAGCAGACUGUCAGGCAGCGUUCAUGAUUUCUCCUGCUCUGUUUCUCAAAAACUUCCUGGCAACGGCAGCAAGUGACCAGUUCGACAUUCCGUCACAGAACAUGAGCAUUGAUACGAAUCUCCUUAGCAUAUCUCUCACAGCAGAUACUGCCAUCCCUCAACCUCAGCUUGAGGUCGACAUCCCACACUCUGACACAAGCUCUAUUGCUUCGGAUUUUAACAAAGCGGCAGACGCAAUUAAGGAUUUUCUCACAGGUGGAUCAUCGCCACCUUCUAUUACCGAAAUUCCUUAUUUGCCAUUCUUGACAGAAUUGCAAAUCUCUGUCCAAGACAGCAUUGUCUCCACGUAUGCUAAGACUUCGACUGUUGUCAAGGAAAAUGUACUGGGAACGGUUACAGCAUACAACACUUCUCAAAGUUGGAUGACAUUAGCCUUUGAUGCGUCCAACCAGACUCUCAGCUAUGAACCCAACCAGCCAACCGUCAAUAACCAUACGAUAAGUCAAUCCCAGGGUAUAGAGACCGCUGAAGAGAUAGUCCAAGAUGCUGGGCUAGUUGCGGCAGCUGCUGGUACGGUCUUGACAGAUGGAACAAGUCUGUUACUGGUUGGAGCACUGGGUGGACUCGCGCAAGGUGGCUUGCAGAUUGCACAAAGCUCUUUCAACGCAGACAAUCAGAACGAUGCUCCGGAGAUUACUGGAUUGGUUUCAAACAUCUCAUUGCCGGUCACAUGGUCAGGUUCAGGUCCUUUUGCCGCUUCUCAGGCCGGCCUCUAUCAGGGUGGAUUCUAUCUGGCUGGUAACCUCAGGUCAACAUCUUAA
This is a messenger RNA of Fusarium venenatum, 1473 nucleotides long. The record is from RefSeq and is a predicted model, not a curated record. Lineage: Eukaryota; Fungi; Ascomycota; Sordariomycetes; Hypocreales; Nectriaceae.